Dracunculus medinensis (Guinea worm) is the source of this 1095-nucleotide messenger RNA. Lineage: Eukaryota; Metazoa; Nematoda; Chromadorea; Rhabditida; Dracunculidae. The record is from the annotation of a GenBank genome assembly.
AUGUUAAAAGAUAUUUCCAUUACAUUGCCGUUGAAACGUACCACUCCAGUAAUACAACACACCAGUAGUAUACCUCCACAGUUGCAUCCUUUUCCGCAACCUGCAAUUACAAUUGUUACUCCAUGUCUCGACAGUGCCAUUAAUUCUGAUAGUCCAGCAGUGUCUGCGUAUGAAUCGAAAUUGAUUAAUGGUAAUGUUCCAAUGGAACCAAUAGUAGAGCGAGAUGACGCUAUUAGUUUUGUUAAAAGUGGACAACAGAAACCCAUCGCAAUAGGUUUAAGCGAAAUUAAGGAUCAACUCGACAGACUGGAAGAAAACAAAAACAGUGGUGGUAUGUUGAGUUGGAUUCAAAACACAGUUAAACAGUCAAAUUUUUUGUCGGAAGUCGCCAAUAAAGCCAAGAUUGGUAUGGGUUCAGUGUUAACUACACUUGAUCCUGGAAUGAAGGAUUUUUUUAAAAUCGAAAAUGCAUUAGAGGUGGUUAUUUUUAAUGAUAAUCAUCGUAUUGUAUCUGCUGUUGUUGAUGGUUUUCGUCGAGUUUUUAGUGGACUAAAUUAUCAAAUGAUUGGAACAUCAGAUAUUGAUAAAUUUAAGCCUCAGGUCGUUGGAUAUGAAUUGGCACAUAAAUACAUUGAUGAGCGGUUAUUUAACAUAUCAAAUAGUGGAUUUGUUAUUAGUGAUAUAACAAUUGUUGUAAUACAGCCUUUUCUUCAUUUUAUUAAAGGAAAAUGGUACGAUUCUUCAAUAAUCGCUGCGCAGAAAAGUGAGAUAAAACAUCAUGUAUAUACGCAGCCAGUUCCAGUGAGCGACAAAGUUAUUACAGCCUUAAAAGUUUUUCUGGUAACAGUUCAUAAAACUGAUAGUUUUUUGCCGUUUUUCAUUCUUCAUGUUGUAUAUAAUGUAAUAUUGUAUUUGCAGGCCCAUACACCACUCGAUUAUGAAUUGAAUGCUUUUACAACAACAGUGGGUAAUGGUUAUGGGGAAGUUUUUGGUGUCGAUCCUGAUGAUUGGCAAUAUAAUAUUCUUUCAUUUUCAUCGUCCGAAUUGUAUACAAUGGCCUCAACAGUUUUAGCUUCAUUAUUGAAACAAUCAUAG